AUGUCGCAGCAUCAUGACUUUGAAGAGGAGCUCCAUGUACUCCCGCCCCCACCCAGCGUCCAUAUUCCCACCGGGGAGAAGCUGACUCGCCUCUGUACCGAAGAAGUGAUGGGCUACUCAAAGCACCUUGCCUAUCCCACACGCGCACCCCAACUCUGGAUAAAGUACGGCUGUUCAGUGCUGCGCAACGAGGUCCCUGCCCAGAUGAUGGCAUACCACGGCCUCCAACAGCUGCAGUCGCCUGUCCGGGUUCCAAAAGUCUAUUACACCUGCCGCUAUAUGCAUGUAUCUUACAUCGUUAUGGAGUACAUCCCCGGCAAGACAAUGGGCCAAUUGUUAAAGGAACACCCCACUCGGAAGCAAGACAUCUGCAACCUGGUUGCCUUUGGUCUCCAGGAGCUCCUGCGCAUCCCUGUGCCUCCAGAUGCUCGCCCGGCCGGAAUUGACGGAGGGGCAAUUCGGCAUCCUCUCUUUGAUGAUAGCACGGCUCCACUGGACUACCAGAAUGUCUCCGAGCUAGACACAUCUAAACGAGGUAACCCGUGGAUCCGCAUUACUAGACAGUCGACGCCGGCCAAAAACCUCGCCUAUGAGCCUAUGGUCUUCUGUUAUGGCGAUAUAUGGCCCGAGAAUUUCAUCCUCGACCUGGACCGACGUCUUGUUACCAUUAUCGACUUCGCCAUCGCCAGCAUCCUCCCAUCUAGCUUCGCGAAGCAUGCCCUCCGGUCAGUGAAGAUUGAUGUGAAUUUGGACGAGUUGGUAAAGGUUCCCACCACCGAUGGGGUUGAUAAUUUUGGGGCGUUGUGUAGUGCUCAAGUCUGUAUGGUCCAGGGAGCGGGCUCGUUCGCGCCAUGUGGUCGACGAAUUCUCGGCAGACCAAAAGUACCGAGUACUAUCCCCCCACCUCUUGAUGGGUGGUAA
Molecule: messenger RNA, 921 nt
Organism: Mytilinidion resinicola
Lineage: Eukaryota; Fungi; Ascomycota; Dothideomycetes; Mytilinidiales; Mytilinidiaceae
Exons: 2
Coding region: 1-921 (306 amino acids)
Source: RefSeq, a predicted model, not a curated record